This is a messenger RNA of Antechinus flavipes (yellow-footed antechinus), 5844 nucleotides long. RefSeq names its product BCL2 associated transcription factor 1 (gene BCLAF1). NCBI's taxonomy places the organism in Eukaryota, Metazoa, Chordata, Mammalia, Dasyuromorphia, Dasyuridae. The coding region runs from base 355 to 3147 and encodes 930 amino acids. The record is from RefSeq and is a predicted model, not a curated record. Gene Ontology annotation, molecular function: mRNA binding; DNA binding; transcription coregulator activity. Gene Ontology annotation, biological process: positive regulation of transcription by RNA polymerase II; mRNA processing. Gene Ontology annotation, cellular component: exon-exon junction complex; mediator complex. The transcript is spliced from 13 exons.
UGAAGGGGGAAAUGGCCGCUGUGCAGCUACGACGGAGAUAAGUGCCGGGAUAAACGUUCGGCCCGUCAGAAUCGUUGACUUUCUUCAAGAUAGCACAUUCUUUGGGAAGCCUUUCCUAAUUUUCCUUUCUGCCUGUAAGAUAUUAGUGCUAUCCAGUUUUACAAGGUAUUAUGACCAGACAACUACUUUGUGUAUUUAUAUAUCCACCUGUGUCCCCCACUUAAUAAAAUGAAUUGGAAUUUAGACUUUAAAUUUCUGAGAUUAUCUCCAGGAAGAAAUUUACAGUGUUUCAAAGACAUCACUUGACAACUUGCCACUUAUCAGAACCCAAGUAGGAAUAAUCCCCUGGAAGAAAUGGGUCGUUCCAACUCUAGAUCACAUUCUUCAAGGUCAAAAUCCAGAUCACAAUCUAGUUCCAGGUCAAGGUCCAGAUCACAUUCUAGAAAGAAGAGAUACAGUUCUAGGUCCCGUUCCAGGACAUAUUCACGAUCUCGUAGUAGAGAUCGUGUUUAUUCUAGAGAUUAUCGGCGAGAUUACAGAAAUAAUAGAGGAAUGAGAAGGCCUUAUGGGUACAGAGGAAGGGGUAGAGGGUAUUAUCAAGGAGGUGGUGGUAGAUAUCAUCGAGGUGGCUAUAGACCUGUCUGGAAUAGAAGACAUUCACGGAGCCCUAGACGGGGACGUUCACGCUCCAGGAGUCCAAAACGAAGAUCUGUGUCUUCUCAGAGAUCUAGAAGCCGAUCUCGCCGGUCUUACAGAUCUUCCAGGUCUCCAAGGUCAUCUUCAUCUCGCUCAUCAUCCCCAUAUAGCAAAUCACCUGUCUCUUCAAAAAGACGAGGGUCUCUUGAAAAGCAGACCAAAAAAACUGAAGGGGCUCCCCAAGAAGAUAGCCCUUUGAAAAGCAAAUCACAGGAUGAACAGAAAGAUACAUUUGAACAUGAUCCCUCUGAACCCAUUGAUGAUUUUAAUAAAUCAUCAGCAGCAUCUGGUGAUAUUUGGCCUGGUCUUUCAGCAUAUGAUAAUAGCCCAAGAUCACCUCAUAGCCCUUCUCCUAUUGCUACACCACCUAGUCAAAGUUCAUCUUGUUCAGAUGCUCCCAUGCUCAGCACAGCCCACUCUGCAAAAAAUACUCCUUCUCAACAUUCACAUUCCAUACAGCAUAGUCCUGAGAGGUCUGGAUCUGGAUCCCUUGGAAAUGGUUCUAGUCGCUAUAGUCCCUCUCAGAAUAGUCCAAUUCAUCAUAUACCUUCACGAAGAAGCCCUGCAAAGACAAUCCCACCACAGAAUGUUCCAAGGGAAGAAACUAGAGUACGUUCUUCAUUUUAUCCUGAUGGUGGAGAUCAGGAAACUGCAAAGACUGGAAAGUUUUUAAAAAGGUACACAGAUGAAGAGUCUAGAGUAUACCUGCUUGAUAGGGGUAAUACCAGGGAGAAAGAGGCCCCAAAGGAGAAAGGAACAGAAAAAGGGAGGGCUGAGGGAGAAUGGGAGGAUCAGGAAGCUUUAGAUUAUUUCAGUGAUAAAGAAUCUGGAAAACGAAAGUUUAAUGAUUCAGAAGGGGAUGACACAGAGGAGACAGAGGAUUAUAGACAGUUCAGGAAGUCUGUCCUGGCAGAUCAGGGUAAAAAUUUUGCUACCACAUCUCACCGGAAUGCUGAGGAGGAAGGAACCAAGUACAAAUCUAAAGUUUCACUCAAGGGCAAUAGAGAAAGUGAUGGAUUUAGAGAAGAGAAAAAUUAUAAACUUAAAGAGACUGGAUAUGUAGUGGAAAGGCCUAGCACUACAAAAGAUAAGCACAAGGAAGACGACAAAAAUUCUGAGAGAAUAAUGGUGAAGAAAGAAACUCAGUCACCUGAGCAGGUAAAGUCUGAAAAGCUCAAAGAACUCUUUGAUUACAGUCCCCCUCUACACAAGAAUCUGGAGGCGAGAGAAAAGUCUACCUUCAGAGAGGAGAGUCCACUUAGGAUCAAAAUGAUAGCCAGUGAUUCUCAUCGUCCUGAAGUCAAACUCAAAAUGGCACCUGUACCUCUUGAUGAUUCUAACAGACCUGCUUCCUUGACUAAAGACAGGCUGCUUGCUAGUACACUUGUCCAUUCUGUCAAGAAGGAACAAGAAUUCCGGUCCAUCUUUGACCACAUUAAGUUGCCACAGGCCAGCAAAAGCACUUCAGAGUCAUUUAUUCAGCACAUUGUGUCCUUGGUCCAUCAUGUUAAAGAGCAAUACUUCAAAUCAGCUGCAAUGACCCUAAAUGAAAGGUUCACCUCAUAUCAGAAGGCUACUGAAGAACAUUGUACCCGGCAAAAAAGCCCAGAAAUACAUAGGAGAAUUGACAUCUCUCCAAGUGUCCUGAGGAAGCAUACCCGCUUAUCAGGAGAAGAGAGAGUUUUUAAGGAAGAAAAUCAAAAGGGAGAUAAAAAAUUAAGGUGUGAUUCUGCUGAUCUUCGACAUGACAUUGAUCGUCGUAGAAAAGAAAGAAGUAAAGAACGGGGGGAUUCCAAGGGCUCCAGGGAAUCCAGUGGAUCCAGAAAGCAAGAAAAAACUUCUAAAGAUUACAAAGAAUACAAAUCUUACAAAGAUGACAGUAAACAUAAAAGCAGAGAGCAAGACCGUUCUCGAUCUUCAUCUUCUUCAUCAUCCUCUUCCUCAGCAAGCUCUCGAGAAGAAAAAGAAAGUAAGAAGGAAAGAGAAGAAGAAUUUAAAACCCAUCAUGAACCAAAAGAAUAUUCAGGCUUUACAGGAGUCAGCCGACCCAGAGGAACUUUUUUUCGAAUUAGAGGCAGAGGAAGAGCCAGAGGAGUUUUUGCUGGGACAAAUACUGGUCCAAACAACUCAAAUACUACUUUUCAAAAGAGACCGAAGGAAGAGGAAUGGGAUCCAGAAUAUACCCCAAAGAGCAAGAAGUACUUCUUGCAUGACGACAGGGAUGAUGGUGUGGAUUAUUGGGCCAAAAGAGGAAGAGGCCGUGGCACUUUCCAACGCGGCAGAGGGCGGUUUAACUUCAAAAAAUCAGGUAGCAGUCCAAAAUGGACACAUGACAAAUACCAAGGGGAUGGGAUUGUUGAAGAUGAAGAAGAGACCAUGGAAAAUAAUGAAGAAAAGAAGGACAGACGCAAAGAAGAAAAGGUAGAAAAUUCCAACUUGUCAGUGAAUUGAAGAGCAGAUUUCCAUCAGUGUGGGCUAAGAGGGUGAUGAUUUGUUAAAACUUAGUAAAUCUAAUUUUAUAAACAGAGCUUGCUAUGGUUUAUAUAUGGUAUGUAGUUUCCCCCUGGCUCUGUUAAUCUUCACUUUCUGUGUUUUUUUUAUUAUAGGAAUAGUAAAUCUGAAGUAAGAUUGCAACUGAGAGCAGAACUUGCACCCACCAUUUUUUUACGUGAUUUUUUUGUUUUCAAAAACGAAUGUAAGCAUUUUACUUAAAUUUUACUGUUUGCAAGUAGUCUGUAGAAUUUUUGUUUUAAGUCUUUAAAUAUCUCAAUAAUAGUAUAGUGUAUGUUGAGGAUUGUACUGAAGCAAAGUAGAAAGUUGCUACGUACCAUAUUUGUAACUAUCAACUUUAAAAAAAAAACUUUUACUGUUUUUGUUAUAUGCAUUGUAAUUCUGCUUUGUCUAUAAGAUAUGGUCAAGUACAACUCUGUGAAAGUUCUGAUUUUUUUCCCUCCCCCUGUUUGUCAGUGUUUUAUUCCUAAGUAAACUUUAGUCCUAUAUACAAAUCCCUGAACAGAAAUUGUUUAUACAGAUCGUUAAUUAUUUUAACAGUACACAACUGUUAGCAUCUUCCUUAAUAAGUAGAACACAUUUACACUGUAGGGUGACCAGUCUUUGAAGUAUACCACAGAACAAGUUGUGUUGCUUUGGUGAACUAAUAAUAAACAAGUUCAGCAUUACCAGUGAAUUUCUAAACUGGGGAAAUUACCAUUUUUGCUCAGCCUAACAGUUGAGAAGUAGAAAAGGUAAGCACUUCUCAUUAUAUACAUAGUAUUAAAAUCAUAUUAGAUAGUUUGAUGAAAUGGUUUUCUGCUGAGACUACUAAAUACAAAUAUAGGAAAACUUUAGAGCCCUUCCUCUUUUGCUUCAAAACCCACUGUUGGCACUCUUUGGGGACUGAUUCAUGGUCAGUGGACAAUCAGCUACUCUUUGAUCUGUAAUUAACAACAUUAUAGAUAAAACUACCUAAUUUGUACUAAGUUAAAAAAAAAAAACCCUUAAAUGCUUAUGUGAUGCGGAAGCUUAGGAUGGGGAAGAUCUUAUGAAAAACUUUUCAUACAGAUGUUUGCAGAGCUGAAGUAUUUAAUGGAAAGAAAAUAGUAACAUUUUAAUGUGAUUUUAAAAAGUGGAAUGUCUUAAAUUACAAAAUCAGCUACAUAUACAUUAGGCAGUAAGAACAAACUUACUCACUAGAAGCAUUUUGAAUAAUUUGUUUUUCAAAUGUCACCAAUAAAAAAAAUUUUUGUCAGGAAGUUUGUUGCAGCAUUAACCCAGCUUGCAUUUGUUUCUGUUUUAGUUUCAGCGUAUAAAAUGGCUUUAUUUUCUUUUUUGAGGUUUAGUAUUUACAUCUUUAAAAAAGAAUAAAAACCUAAAAUAGUUAAGAUUAAAUGUUAAUUGGAGCCCUAUAAUUAAGGAGGAAAAAGGAGAUUCCUCUUUUUCAGAUUUAAGAAAGCCAAAAUAACUAUGCUAAAUACAAGUGCUUGCUAUUUCUGUUAAAGCUUUAAACAUUUUAAAAUGAAAUUCUUACUCUUUUCUGCCAUCAUUUUUGAUCAACAUAUGCGUUUCUGGCACCUUGGUGUUUGCAGCAUUUGCCAAAAGUUGGUUUAAAAAAAAGGAUAGGGUGGGGAGAAGAAAAGGUAAAAUAUAUUUGGUAAAGUGAAAGAAAAUUUCAAUUAUGCAUGUUUUCCCUGUACUAAUUUGUCAUCUUUAAAUUGCUUAUUAAAACAUGUCAAAGCAAAAAUGCAUAUCAUUGCCAUUACUCAGGAAAUAAUCAAAGGCUGAAAUACCAUCUUAUCAAUGAGUUGAUCAUAUCCAAGCAAAUAACAUUUUCUUGGACAUUGUAGCAUUCAUUAAGAUAAUUUAUUUUACCAUAUUUGCUUUCCUUAAAAGGGACACUCAUUGUACAUUGUUGUAAUUUUUGUUUUCUGAAGAAAAUGAGUGCUUUUCUGUGGUAGGAACCAUAUGGGAACCACAGGACCUUUGUAAUUAAAGGCUAUCCUGAGAGAAAACAUCACAUCAUAUUUUGAAAGCAUAUAAGUGCUUUAACUUAGUAUGUGUACAACAAUUUUUGUUUAGUUACUUCCCUAGUUAAGAGGGAAGAAUCUCAGAUUAAUGCAAAUGCAUGUCUUCUCAAAGCCCAGUGUGCUUUUUUUUUUUCCUCCCAAAUCCACAAUUUAGCUUCAUACUUACUGACACCUAAUCAAAGCUAAAUUGUUUUUGUUAAGAAAUUGUCUAAUGUUUACAGUAGCGGGAAAUAUUAACCCUUUGGUACCUGCAUUGACAGACUUCCUUUUGCCCAGAGAAGGGAAACAAAAUGAACCAAAGGAUGUUUCCAGGAAGGAUUAAGAAAGCUGCUUAAUCACAAGAAGGCCAUGACUCAGUUCUUAGGUGUGUAUACCUUCCAACAUCCUAGGAGUUUUACUAUUAAGUGCAAAAAUAUAUUUUUUUUUACAAUAUCAGACUGCUUUAAGGAGUUAUUAUUCCUUUUUUUUGUCACAGUUUAAAUCAAUGUUGGGCAUUAAUUUGAGAAAAGUCUUCCCCAGUAAGGAUGGCUAUAAAGAUGGUUAGAUGACUCCAUUCAGUGUGAUGUAUAUUGCAAUAGGGACCCUUGUAAAUUGUCAUAUGCCAAUAAAAUGUCAUAAGUGGUAA